Molecule: messenger RNA, 1115 nt
Organism: Exophiala mesophila
Lineage: Eukaryota; Fungi; Ascomycota; Eurotiomycetes; Chaetothyriales; Herpotrichiellaceae
Exons: 4
Coding region: 31-966 (311 amino acids)
Cellular component (GO): peroxisome
Source: RefSeq, a predicted model, not a curated record
AUCACAUCUGCUCAACAGUAAUUGGUCAUCAUGCCCGAUCCAGGUGUUGGUUUUGAGUAUCCUCGCACCGAGGUGUCGUGGUUGAAGAGAGAUGUAUUGCUCUUCGCCGUCAGCAUUGGUGCCGAUGCAAAGGACGAACUACACUUUAUCUAUGAAUUGCACCCCAAGUUCGCUGUUUUCCCAACCUACUCGAUCAUCCUCCCCUUCAAGAAGACCACCCAAGAGGUGAUUGACUUUUACGCCGCACAAGAGUCGAACCCCAUUCCAGGAGUGCCCAAGCUAGAUUCUCGCCGAGUCCUCGAUGGCCAACGCAGGAUCGAAUUCCUCAAGCCUCUCCCCACCAGCUCGGAAGGACGCAAGUUCGAGCUCCGGUCCAAGGUGCUAGGUGUUUAUGACAAGGGCAAGCCAGGAACGGUCGUGGAGACAGAGCAACUUCUGGUCGAUAAAGAGACAGACGAGGUCUACACACGUGCUGUGGGCAGUGGAUUCUUUGUCGGACAGGGAGGUUGGGGAGGACCCAAGGGACCUGCGACCGUCAACUUCCCCCCACCAAAGGGCCGGGAGAGCAGCCCUGAUAAGGUGUACGAGGUCCAAUUGACACCCGACAGUGCCCAUCUGUACCGACUCAACGGCGACUACAACCCACUCCAUGCCACUCCCGAGCCCGGUCAGAAGAUGGGCUUCGGAGGAGCCAUCAUGCACGGUCUGUUCAGCUGGAACGCAUCUGCUCAUGCACUCUUGAAGGUAUUUGGAGGCAGCGACCCAGCCAACAUCAAAGACUUCCAAGCUCGAUUUGCCGCGCCAGUCAAGCCAGGCGUCAAGAUUGUCAUCAAGAUGUGGAGGACUGGAGAGGUCGACAAGGAAGGAUUCGAAGAAAUCAGAUUCGUCACCGAGGUGGAAGGCAAGGUUGUCUUGAGCAACGGUCGCGCUGCAAUCAAGGUGGUCGGCUCAAAGAGCAACCUGUAGACCUUGUCACGAUAUGAGCAAACCCAUCCAUGUUGCAAAGUAGCUUGUCUAGUCAAGGUAGACUGUACAGUCUGGACAAGUAAACUCUGACAAAGAUGUACGAUUGUCGCCACAUGAUAAAGAAUCAAUAUUGGUCUGCUCGACAAUAU